AUGGCUUUUGAUAAGCUGGAAGGCAGUUUCAAAGACGACUAUAAUAGGCUUGAAGCUUAUGGUCAGGAACUUAGGCAGUCCAAUCCAGGAACCGAUAUGGUAAUUAACAUCUCUAAAGAUGCACUUGAACAAGGUAAAAGAAGGUUUUUGAGAAUGUACAUUUGCUUCAAGGUUUUGAAGGAAGGAUGGAGAAGUUUGAGACCUCUAAUUGGUUUAGAUGGAACAUUUCUGAAAGGGAAAUGUAAGGGGCAGCUAUUGUUGUUGAAGAUUUCUUUGGAGCUUAAAAGUGGUGAAGCUCUGACAUUUAUCUCUGACAUGCAAAAGGGUCUAUUGGAUGCAGUAUCCAAUGUUCUUCCAGAAGCACAUCAUAGGUGGUGUAUGAGGCAUAUAGAAGCCAACUGGUGUAAGAAAUGGAGGAGUGGUGAAGAGAAAAAAUUGAUGUGGUGGUGUGCAUGGAGUACUUAUGAAGAAGAGUUCAAAGACACCUUGAAGGUGUUAGGAAAAGUGGAUGAAGAUUCAGUUAGUGAUCUUCUUCAUUUUCCUGCAAUUAAAUACUGUAGGGCAUAUUUUGAUACUCAAUGCAAGAAUCUAAUGGUGGACAAUAACUGUACUGAAUCUUUUAAUAGUUGGAUACUUCAAGCUAGACAAAAACCAAUCAUUAAAAUGCUGGAGGAAAUUAGGUUGAAGGUGAUGAAUAUGUUGGUGAAAAAUGAAGAGAUGGGCAGGACUUGGCAAAAUGAUAUUAGUCCAGCAGCUAAGAAAUUGUACAAUGACUAUAGAUUAAUGGCUACCACUUGUACAAUUGAGUUUAAUGGAGAUUAUGGUUAUGAGGUGAAAGAUGGGGGAGGACUGGCAUACAGUGAAUUUGGAGUUGAAGAAAUGCACUUGUAA
Messenger RNA from Lycium barbarum (goji berry), 891 nucleotides. RefSeq lists its product as uncharacterized. The transcript is spliced from 3 exons. Gene Ontology annotation, biological process: DNA transposition. The record is from RefSeq and is a predicted model, not a curated record. NCBI's taxonomy places the organism in Eukaryota, Viridiplantae, Streptophyta, Magnoliopsida, Solanales, Solanaceae. Bases 1 to 891 code for a protein of 296 amino acids. Gene Ontology annotation, molecular function: transposase activity; DNA binding.